AUGUCGAAGCAGGCAGCACCAUGGAUCGGGGCUGAGGCGUCGUCGUCUUUAUCGUCAUUGCCUCGCAAUCCGAUGCUAGCAGCAUUAAAAUCGAAGAGUCCAUUAAGUUCUAGUCUGGGAUCGCGCAAAAUAAAAAGCGAGUCCAACAUCCUGAACAAAAUAGAGGACUUCCAAAGCUCUCUCCGUACAGGCUUGGUCCCCGAAUACGACACUGUGGAAACCAAGCUCAGUGAUUCUAUGGACGACGUUUCAGAACGAAUUGCACAAUUAAAUGAGCUCCGGAAAGAAAAGCAUGAGCUGGCAACGUUGUUUUUUGGUAAAGUCGAUAGCACCAAGAUAGAGAUUGGAGCGCAGUUGGAGAAAGUACGUCAAUGGCAGCUAGAUGAGCAAGGAAUGAACGAAUUGGAGAAAGGUUGGCUCGCCUCACUCAAGAAACAGAAGUCUUUGAAGCAGCAAAUUGUGAGAGUGAGCAUCGGCUCAGAACUAUGGCAUGGACGGUUAUUUCCUGUUUCCUGA
Molecule: messenger RNA, 516 nt
Organism: Wickerhamiella sorbophila
Lineage: Eukaryota; Fungi; Ascomycota; Dipodascomycetes; Dipodascales; Trichomonascaceae
Exons: 2
Coding region: 1-516 (171 amino acids)
Source: RefSeq, a predicted model, not a curated record